AUGGAUCCCGGACGACGUGCUAUGAUUUAUGGCCGUAAGUCACCCCCUCGCCGCGAUAUCACAUCUCCUAGACGAGAUCUCAAUAAUAGAAUCACCAAGUCAUCGCGACCGACCCAGAACAAACCGACGAAUUCUACCACCCAAAACUGGCUCAGUCAAGAUGAACAGUCUCAACAAUUUGUCGCAGAUGAGGACAAAUUCGUUUUAAAGCAGGCCAAGAAGAAGGCGGAUAUCCGUGUUAGGGAAGGACGAGCAAAACCUAUCGAUCUCCUUGCAUUCAAUCUACGAUAUAUCGACACGGACCGCGACGUCUUCGACGACGAUGAUGCCGACGCUGAUAUUGAUGUGCCUCCUCCUGGUACCGUUAUAGAAGGGCUGAAGGAGUCUGCGCUUGACGAACUCGAUGCUGACAUUACUCCGUACCUGACUCUUGAAACGAAUAAAAGGAAUCAAGAAUACUGGAAGGCACUGCAGACACUUUGCACCGAUAGAAGACAGCGACUUCAACCCAUGGGUCCUGAGGAACGUGUUGUCAAUUCUGUCAGCGCCGACGUGGACAAAAUACUUGGCCCCAAGAAUCUCGAGCAGUUAGAGAAGCUAGAAGGCCAGAUACAGACCAAGCUGCGUUCCAACGAGGUUAUGGACACUGAUUACUGGGAACAACUACUCAAGAGCUUGCAAAUUUUUAAAGCAAAAGCUAAGCUUAAGAACAUCUGCGAGGAAAUCAGACAAAGUAGGAUAAAGUUAUUAGGGGACCAGGAUCCUGAAAAAGCCAAAGAGCUUGCCGAAUCCCAAUCAUCUGGGAGUACCGUUCAUACUGGACCAAAGGAAACAGCGACGACUUCUGCUCCGAAGUCAAAACCUAAUACGGCUUUUGUCUCGGCGGCCAGUAACCCGACCAGCGCACCACCUCCCGGUACUGCCAGAUUUGCGACGAGCGAAAAUGAAGAUUUCUCUCAAGCUACCAAGGCUCUGUAUGAACGAGAAGUUGCUCGAGGGAUUAGCGAGAAUGAGGAGAUAUUCACAGCUGAAGAGACAGUUCCGAGUGGUACGAAGCCGCAGUGGGCAGAUAAAUACAGGCCUCGUAAACCGCGGUAUUUCAAUCGAGUGCAGAUGGGAUAUGAGUGGAACAAGUAUAAUCAGACGCACUACGACCACGAUAACCCACCUCCAAAGGUGGUUCAAGGAUACAAAUUCAACAUAUUCUAUCCCGAUCUCAUCGACAAGACGAAAGCACCCACAUUCAAGAUCAUUCGUGAGCACGGAAGGAGAAGAGGCGAAUCUUUUGCGCCGGCAGGGGAGGAGGAUACCUGCUUGAUUCGUUUCAUUGCUGGGCCACCGUAUGAAGAUAUUGCCUUUCGCAUCGUUGAUCGGGAAUGGGAUUAUAGCGCAAAAAAGGAUCGCGGCUUUAAGAGCAGUUUUGACAAGGGAAUUCUUCAACUUCAUUUCCAGUUCAAGAAGAUCUACUAUCGGAAGUAA
Molecule: messenger RNA, 1479 nt
Organism: Daldinia vernicosa
Lineage: Eukaryota; Fungi; Ascomycota; Sordariomycetes; Xylariales; Hypoxylaceae
Product: mid region of cactin-domain-containing protein
Exons: 3
Coding region: 1-1479 (492 amino acids)
Biological process (GO): mRNA cis splicing, via spliceosome
Cellular component (GO): cytoplasm; spliceosomal complex
Molecular function (GO): protein binding
Source: RefSeq, a predicted model, not a curated record